AUGCGCACCUUUACCGACUCUCGUACCGGCACCGUUGCGGCCCUCGUUGCCCUGCUGAGCAGCCAGGCCCAGGCUGCUCCCCUGUCUGCGAGGCAACUCGACAUGGGACUCGACAUGGGCGUCAACCUGGCCCCUUCGCUCGACAAGAUCCUCACGCUGCCGGAUCUGGCUCUGCCGACACCCACGCUGCCUUCGCUGCCGCCGCUGCCCUCGCUGCCCCUGGACGCCAUCCCGGGAGCGAGCGAUGUGGCCAACCUGAUCCCCAACCUGCUCCCCACCCCGACGCCGGCACCCACGCCCGUGGUGGCCGCCACCUCGAGCGACGACCACCAGCUCCUCGACCCCUCGGACCCAGCAGCAAGUCUGACGAGCGUGAUGCAGAAGCUCAUGGCCGCCGCCCUCGCCGUGCUGCCCACCAACCUCGACUUCUUCCAUAACACCCCGCUCUCGCCCGCCCCCGCCCCCGCCCCCGCGGCCGGCGCUCCGGUCGUCGAGAACCUGACACCGACGCCCGCAUCGUCGUCCGGUCCGCCGCUGCCCGUUUCGCCUCCGUUUGAGGCGGCAAAGGUGUCGCCCGCCGAUGCCGUCCCUGCCCCUCCCGCCCUUCCGGGUCUGCCCACCGACAUCCCGCAGGCCAUGGACAUCGUCACGUCCAUCAUCGGCGGCGUCACUAGCGUCCUCACCCUGCCGAGCCUUCCCCUCCCCACCCCCACCGGCCUCGGUCUGCACCUGCCUCAGAUCAACAUCCCUGGCAUCAUGGGAGACCAGUCCACCGGCCCCUGUGUCAAGGACGACCGCGGCAACGAGGUCGGCUUCUGCACGCCCGGACAGCUCCUCCCCUCGGUCAAGGACCACGAGCAGCUCGGCGUCAAUGUCUGA
Pseudozyma flocculosa PF-1 is the source of this 879-nucleotide messenger RNA. RefSeq lists its product as uncharacterized. The coding region runs from base 1 to 879 and encodes 292 amino acids. NCBI's taxonomy places the organism in Eukaryota, Fungi, Basidiomycota, Ustilaginomycetes, Ustilaginales, Ustilaginaceae. The transcript is spliced from 2 exons. The record is from RefSeq and is a predicted model, not a curated record.